CCGUGUAGUGUACAAUCACAAUACGCCGCUCUUCUGCACCACCACCACCACCACCACGUCCAAAUCAAGCGCCAGCAGCCGUCCUGGGGUACUCUACUAUACCAUAGAUCGUCAGUUACGGAUUAUGGUACCCGGCUCCAGUAUCAAAACUACGCUCUCUAUAACCGGCCACGCGCGGGUUUCUCCAGCACGACGCCAACUGUGUACGUAUCUCGUACGACGACGUCGCGCUCGUAAAUUUAUUCUUUAAUUACGAUCGGAAAAUGAAAGUUUGAUUUAUUUACUAGUGUCUUCUUCAUCGUCAUUUUUCCUCCCUCCUGGAGAUCGUCGAAAUCGUUCGCUAUUUUUUUUUUUCAUCUCUGUACUCGUAUCGGUGAUUUCGCGACAUUUAUACUUUAUUUUUCAUCUUUUUUUGCAAACAUAUUCUCGUGUAUUUUUUUCUCCUUCUUUGAAUCGGUGUGUAUCGUGAACGUUUUCAUUUUCAUUUGCACUUAUCAUUGUUCGCUUGCAUCAACAGUGAUUUCUAUCCGAGGAUUCGUCUGUGCUGUGACUAGCUGACUGGAGGAGAUGCGAUAUUCAAUUAACGAUUAAUUUGAUGUAUCUUCGACGUUCGACUUCACAAUGCCGAUACCCAUAUGAUUGAAUUACACUUCAGCAGUCGAUAAGUUGAAAACGUGGACCCCCAAAAAAGAGUCCAAAUGAACGAAAAACAGAACCGGUUAUUCGACAGAAUUUGCGUAUACGCGGAUAAUGGUAACGGCUAACGAAAAUGCAACUGUGAAUCGCAAACAUCCACAUUAUUGUCGUCGCUAUUCGAACACGUGCUCCUUAAAACGGGCCUAUUAUUUCUUCUUCGUACUUCUCGUAUUUACCAUUUUUACGAGAAUCGAAGCUAAUCAACCUCCGCAGUUUUUGACUGGUGCUCAAACUGAGAUUGUGUUGAGGUUGAAGGAGGGCCCGGAUAGUCCAGUUGGAACUUUGAUCUAUCGUCUGCAUGGAAUUGAUCCGGAUGGAGACAAGUUGACUUUUGGAGUCAAGGAGCAACCUGGCAGCGAUGUCAUAAGGAUAGAAAAUUUCGCCAAUAAUGAAGCCAACGUGUACCUGAAUAAAGAAUUGGACAGGGAGGUCCGAGACGAAUACGUCAUCAUCCUGACAUUGACAGACGGCCAUCUAGGCGAUGGUAAUUUCAUCACUCAGAGUCUGCUGCUACUGGUGGACGACGUCAACGAUAACGAGCCCGUAUUCAAACCUUACGCCAGCUCUAUUUCGGUCCGAGAGGACAGCGCGCCAGGUAUACUGACCACUGUCGAAGCCACAGAUGCCGACGAAGGGCCUUAUGGACAGGUUGUCUACUAUUUGCAAGAAUUGGACGGAGAUGGCGACGUGUUCUCUGUAUCCACAGUCAAUGGUCGAGGCGUGAUUCGAUUAAUUGGUCAACUCGAUUACGAACGUUCGGCAUUACAUCAGUUGAGAAUCUUAGCCAUCGAUAGAGCCAAUGAUGAAAAGAGAAAAACUGGCACAGCUGCUAUUCUAAUUAAAGUACAAGAUGUCGAAGAUCAGCCUCCGGAAUUCGUCAUGGUUACUCCAGUUACCAGGGUAUCCGAAGAUGCUCCAGUUGGAUCAUCUGUAUUACAAGUUCGAGCCAUUGACGGAGACCGAGGAGUCAACAAUAAGAUCGCUUACUCGAUCACUAGCGGAGCUCAGGAUGUAUUCGGCAUAGAUCAAUAUUCGGGGGUUAUUUCAACCCUAAAGACUUUAGAUAGAGAAAGUCCUGCUACCAAUAAUGGAGCUUACAUCGUACAAAUCACUGCCAAAGAAGAAUCUCAGAUAUUAUUCUCAAAUCCUACCGUUCAAACCGAAAUUACCAUAAUUGUAACCGACGUGAACGAUGAAACUCCUACUUUUAGGAGUGCUCGAUACGUUGGCGAGAUAAAUGAAAAUGCUCAAGCCAACACUCCUGUUACCUUUAUCGGUACAGCCAUUCCUCAAGUAUUCGAUUACGAUCAGGGCAACAAUGGCACUUUUAGAAUGUACAUUGAAGGAGAUGGAGGCAUUUUCGACGUAACGCCUCAUAAAGGAAUCAACGAAGCUUCCUUUUUAAUACGGGUCAAAGAUUCGGCUAAAUUGGAUUAUGAACAAACCAAAGUAAUCAAUUUCACUCUCAUUGCCAAAGAAACAGUGCCAAAAAGUGCUAAAUAUAGCAGCGCUCCAGUUACAAUUUACGUGAGAGAUGUGAAUGACAAUUUUCCAGAGUUUACUCAAUCAUAUUACGAGGUGAAUGUGGCAGAAAAUGCGGCCACUGGUACAACUGUAGCCUGGGUCGAGGCUAUAGAUCGUGAUUCUAGUCUAUAUGGAUCCGAAGGAAUUCGGUACACUUCAUUGGGAGGCAGUUUAGCAGACAAAUUAAGUCUGGAUGCAUUUACUGGUAUUAUCACUAUUAAGUCCACUCAACCUGUGUUCGAUCGAGAACAACUGUCUGUUCAUUACUUGACCAUCGAGGCCAGAGAUGACCUAGGUCAUGGAAAUCGCAAUACUGCUCAAUUGAUAAUCAACGUCGGCGACGUGAACGACAACGCUCCGAUAUUCUCGUUGAAAAAAUACGAUUUCAGAUUACAAGAGAAUAAAAUGGAAUUCGAGUCUGCUUCCAUAAUAGAAGCAUACGAUCUAGAUCUCAAUGGAACCAAAAACAGCGAAAUACGAUACUACAUCGCGAAUUCCAGCGAAUGGACGAAAAACUUCAGCAUCGAUUCAGCUCGAGGAAUACUGAGUCCUAGAAGUGCCAUCGAUUUCGAGAAGCUCCCAGCUCCGGGUAACCCUUGGGUCAAGCUAAGCUCGAACGUGCGUUCGAUUAAUCUAAUGAUCGAAGCUAAAGAUCUCGGGGUACCUAGUUUAUCGAACCAAGUACCCGUUACCAUUUACGUGGAAGACGUUAACGAUCACAGUCCUCGGUUCGAACAGUCUUUCUAUCAAGUCUCAGUUGUUGAGGAUUUACCUCCUGGCAGUUCAGUCAUACAAGUCAAAGCCUACGAUGAAGACGGUUCAUCUCCAAAUAACGCUGUAGUUUAUCGUAUCCAAAGCGGUGCUGAGGAUAAAUUCGUCGUAGACGCGAUUUCCGGAGUGAUACGAGUAGCUCAAGGGGCUAGUUUGGAUCCAGACCUGGCCCAAACCAAAAUAAACUUCUAUUCUUUGAAUGUAAUCGCUUUGGAUGGAGGAAUUGGUGAAAACCAGCGGAAAUCCUCCGUCGUUGUCAAUAUCACAAUACAAGAUGUCAACAACAAACCACCAGUUUUCAUCGAACCUGGAACCAUUCACCUGAAAGAGAAUACUCCGGUUGGCAAAGUAGUUUACAAGUUGAGAGCAACCGACCCCGACGAGAAACCCGUCCUCAGGUAUAAAAUCGACCGAGACUUGUCCGAAGCCAGAAACGAAGACGGAGCUGUGGUCAAAAUCACAGAGUACGAUUACUUAUCCGCAUUUGAUUUGAAUUCAGUCGACGGUACCCUCAAAGUAUCCAAAUUACUUGAUCGAGAAAAGGUCGAGCUGAUCAAACUGCAGUUAAAAGUCGAAGACGUAGCAGCCACCAAGAGCAAACAAGUGUCAUCUGCUAUUUUAACCAUAAUUAUCGACGACGAAAACGACAAUAGUCCUAUUUUUCGCAAGCCAUUUUAUCGCAGAGCCAUAACCGAGAAUAGCCAAGCUGGCGUUACCAUAUUGAGCGUGGUGGCCGAUGAUAGCGAUAAGAAUCGAACCAUUUCUUAUGCUUUGGAGGCCGGAUCUCAGGGAAAACCAAACGAUCUAGUUCACUUAGAUCGAGACACGGGAGAACUAGUGGUAGCCGGACGAAUAGAUCACGAACAAACAGCUUGGUUGAAUGUCAGUAUUCGUGCGACAGAUUCUGGUGUGCCUCCUCGUUCAUCUUUUGUCGACGUAUUCAUUCAGAUCAUCGAUGAAAACGAUAAUAAUCCUUAUUUCACCGAGUCGACCAAAUCAAACAUAACCAUAUCCGAGAACACAGCCAUAGGAACCAAAGUAGCUGUCAUUGAGGCCAAAGAUGCUGAUUCUGGUGAUUUUGGAAAAAUUACCUAUUUAUUGGAUAGAAUUUCGUCGCAGGGUAAAUUCGUACUAGACGCAGAAACAGGUGUGCUGACUGUAAACGACCUCCUGGACAGAGAAUCUUCCAGCACGUAUUCUCUGAUAGUUGAAGCAUGGGACAAUUAUCAAUAUGGUUACGCCAGUGGCGAAAGUAGGAACGCUUUUAAACAACUGACAAUCACUGUUACCGAUGUCAACGAUAAUGCUCCGGUAUUCGAUCGUCUUCCCGACUCUUGCGUCAGUAUCACCGAAUUCCACGAAAUUGGUGAUAUGGUUCUGUUAUUGAAAGCCAUCGACGCAGACGAUCCAAACACACCGAAUGGAAAAGUAGCCUUUCGUAUAGAACAAGGCAAUGAUAUGGAUCUCUUCGAUAUAAGAUCAGUAGAUUCGCUAUCAGCUGGACUGAUUACGACGCAAUCGUUGAAAACGCUUUAUGGAAAUUAUACUUUAGUGGUUCGAGCACAAGAUUUAGGCACUCCGGCUAAAUCUUCUUUGGCGACUAUCAGCAUUUGUGUGACUGAUUUUAAUGAUAACGCACCCAGAUUCAUUUCUCCUCCGCAUAAUAUCACCAUCAGGAUCCCAGAGAAUGCAACCGUAGGCAGCGGAGUAAUAACAGUAGAAGCAAUUGACGAUGAUAAAGGUCCAAAUGCCAUAGUACAUUAUGCCCUGAAACAAGACCUAGCUGGGAACUGGAAAACAUUUUCUAUCAACGAGAAGACAGGCUUGAUUACGUUGAAAAAACCAUUAAACAGAAAGAAACAGAAAAUAUAUCAGUUGAGGGUGGAAGCUUUCGAUUUGGGUAUUCCGACAGCAUUAUCUUCGGAUUUGGAUCUGAGCAUUUAUGUUCGCAAUGUCAACGAUCACCAACCUCAAUUUCUAAUAGACGAAUUUCUCAUCACUUUUACUGAGGGACAAGGAGCAGGAGUUGAGCAAUGGCAACUGGUCGACACUGUUGACCAAGAUCGUGACGAAAUAGACGAAUUGGACGAUCCUCCGUCUCCUGUUUGCUACUACGUGGUGGCUGGAAACGAGCGAAAUUAUUUCUCUUUGGAACCUUUAAGCCAUAAAAUAACGAUACUCAAGGAGCUCGAUAGAGAAGAACGAGACACUCAUGUGCUGAUUGUCAAAGCCAGUGAAGACUGUUUGAACGCUCCUCGUAUUCGAGACCCGGUUGAAUUUGAUCCUCACGAUGAUACUUUGCUCAGAGUCCUUAUUAGAGUCAACGACAUAAACGAUAACCCUCCGAAAUUUGUCAAAAAAACUUUUACCGGAGGAGUUACCACUGAGGCUGAUUUUGGAGCUGAAUUUAUGCAAAUCAAGGCUGUAGACGCUGACACAGGUAUCAACGCCGAACUACGUUACUUCAUCAUCUCCGAACCCGUAUUGAGUCUGAGCGAGGGUCUAGAUAACAUUCAAAUGCCACCUUUCGUAAUCGACGAAAAAACAGGCUCGAUAUUCCUAAACUUCGAUCCCCAGCGUGAGAUGAAAGGAUACUUUGAUUUCUACGUGAAGGUGAACGAUAGCGGAGGAUUAGAGGAUACAGCCCGAGUCUUGAUUUACCUUUUACGAGAAGACCAAAGAGUACGAUUCGUAUUGAGACAAAACCCACCGCAACUUAGAGAGAAAUUGGAUAUUUUUAGGGAUAUUUUAGGAAACGUUACCGGACUAAUAGUGAACGUAGACGAAUGCAAGGUACACGAGAACAAAGACGGUCGAGUCGAUAAAACCAGAUCGGACUUGUAUUUACAUUUCGUGAAUCCGUACGAUAAUACGGUGAUGGAAGUUCCAAAUGUGUUACGUCUCAUCGACGAGAAUAUCGAAAAACUCGACGAUUUAUUCAAGGAAUUCAACGUUUUGGAUACCGAAGCCGUCGAAGCGGAGCCUUUACUCAGAGCUAAUUUAGCCAGCGAUAAUAUUGUAUGGAUUUAUACAGCCGGUGUAGCUGUAUUUUUAAGUUUAAUGUUGCUCGUAGUCACUUGCCUGUGUCUUACUCAACGAUCCAAAUACAGGAGACAGCUCAAAGCUGCUACUAUUAGUGCUUUUGGUUCUUCGGAUUCGGAUUUCACCAGAACUACAAACGGUACCGGUCGUGUGCCAAAUACCAAUAUCCACAGUUCCGAGGGCUCUAAUCCGAUGUGGAUGCAGGCUUACGAGAACGAAUGGUACAAAGCUGAGGAUUCGUUGAGCCAAACAUCAGAACGUGACUCGUUGGAUGAAAACGUAGUAGUAACUAAUAACCCUCAAGACGAAUUUACCGCCAAUAUUGCACGUAUAACUAGUCAACCCAAAGAUGUCUCAAUUCCCAACACUGUCAACACGUUUAUGAGAAACAGCGAUCAAAAUGAUCUGAAUAGAUCGAACGGACACUGCCAUCAAAAUAUCUACAUAACCAGUAAUGGGAACGGCACAGCUAUCUGUAACGGAGGCAGCACCAUUAGCAGCGCGCAGAAGAUAAAUAAUUCGCUGACGGCGACUGCGACCAAAACGAUGACUGCUACGACUACGACUAUCGUUAAGAAAUUGGAAACGACGGAAUUAUGACUAAAUGCCAUAUAAAAUAAUUUAUAGAUUCACAACGAAACGUCCAGAUAUGAAUUCAAAUAGCUUUAAUCGAGCUUGAAGAGAAAUUAUUAUCACGUUGACGUUUUUACGAGUACAACCUGCAUAGAAUGUUUCCGGCCAUGGAGUAUAAAAUAUUGCCAAAAAUUUUGUGGAAUUUUUUGUUACUUACUUUUUUAUUUACUUUUUUUUUUUUUAGGUGAGCGACCAUUCUUUUUUCUCAAUUUUUUUUUUACUUCGUAUAAGAAUUGGAAAAGUAAUGUAAAUUGUCGCGAAUUUUUUUGUCCUUUUUAAUUUUCAUUUAUAACUUUUUUAAAAAAAGUUUUAUGUUUAAAAUAAGUAAUGUGCAUUUUUUUUCUUUUAUUAUUUUCUUUUUUAGAUUUUUUUUUUUUAAUGAAGAUUUUUGUAAUUUGAGAAUUAAUUAAUGGCGUGCCGAGUUCGCUUGAAGUGUCUCGGUUUGCGAACGUAUUUAUUGUAAUUGCAUUUUGAAUUUUCAAUAAAAAUUACGAUUUUUAUCG
Planococcus citri (citrus mealybug) is the source of this 7169-nucleotide messenger RNA. RefSeq names its product cadherin-88C (gene Cad88C). Gene Ontology annotation, molecular function: cadherin binding; calcium ion binding. The record is from RefSeq and is a predicted model, not a curated record. Gene Ontology annotation, cellular component: plasma membrane; catenin complex; adherens junction. Gene Ontology annotation, biological process: cell morphogenesis; cell-cell adhesion mediated by cadherin; adherens junction organization. Bases 751 to 6633 code for a protein of 1960 amino acids. NCBI's taxonomy places the organism in Eukaryota, Metazoa, Arthropoda, Insecta, Hemiptera, Pseudococcidae. The transcript is spliced from 34 exons.